AGGAACGAUUUGGUGCGAAAGACCAUCAAAUGUCAGGAGCCGGUGCUCAACGCCCAGAGAGCUAUGCUCUCAAUACUGGCCCAAAGGGCGCACAAUACGGACCUUUCGCUGGACAUCAAGAAAGCGUUGUUCAAGUCGUGGCUCAUGUCGACGAAGACUUCGCGCAAAUCGGGAAACAUUCAGAGGAGUUAUACGUUUUUGUUGGAAAUGAACAAAAUUAGGGACUCUUUAUGUCUAACCUUCGGCGACAGCACUCACGAGUCGACCGUCAGUUCAUUGACUGAUUUGCAGAACUCGCAGGCGAUCCUCGAAACGGCCAAAAUCGAGUGGAAUAAGAGUAAAAUAGGUGCCAUACAGUACCUGAAGAACCAAAUCGAGCAGAACUAUCAGUCGUCUGUGAACUACUGUUUCCAGAGAGCGGUGACUAAUCUCAACGAAAACUUCUCGGCUGAAGAGCUCCUGGAAAUCAAGAACUCGAUGUCGUACGGGAGCUCAUCGAUACCCAGCUAUCAGUCGUCAUCGGCCACAACGACAGGCAGUGAUGUGUCGAUUCGGGACCAGACGGCCGACGAGGCGUUCGCCCGACUGCAGCUCCUGUACGCGAAAUACUGCGACCAAAACGGACUGUUAAACCAAAACAAUUUG
This is a messenger RNA of Oppiella nova, 645 nucleotides long. Lineage: Eukaryota; Metazoa; Arthropoda; Arachnida; Sarcoptiformes; Oppiidae. The record is from the annotation of a GenBank genome assembly.